Molecule: messenger RNA, 1254 nt
Organism: Prorocentrum cordatum
Lineage: Eukaryota; Dinophyceae; Prorocentrales; Prorocentraceae
Source: the annotation of a GenBank genome assembly
AUGGCAGUGCUGGCCAUCCCGUUGCGUCAGCGUGUGGCGCGAGGUGCCGAGGACAUCGAGACAGAGGUGGCAGGUUGGACGGCUUUGGCGGACCGCCUGCGAGGCGAGAAAAUGGAGAUGGCAGCAGAAUGCAUCAAGCAUUGGAAAGCGAAAUCGACGUUCACGCAAGUUGGAGAGGAAAGCAAACUUCGGGAUUUGUUCUACAUCCACGUGUUUGUCCCGAUGGGAGAGCCCCCGAGCACGCUGACUGUUCCAGCGAACCUCAUGGCCUCGAAGUGCCUCCAGAAGCUCGGGUCGGAGAUCAAGCCAGGCCCGCCGCCCCGUGGGGGACCAGAGCGGAACAUCCAGAAUUCGUUGCAGACAAUGUUGAAGGACCUGAUGAUGCCCCCCGCGCCCGCGGCGAAGCCCAGCGGCAACAGCACGGCGCCCGCGGCCGCGGCGCCCGCACCCGCGGCGGAGGCCGGCGACGCCGCGUCGCCCGCGGCGGAGGCCGCCGUGCCCGCGGCGCCCGCGGUGGCGCCGGCGGCUGGGGCGCCCAGCGGCGAGGGGGCGGUCGGCGUCGAAGGCGUGCUGCCGCCGAGGAGCAGGGCGAGGCGCCGGGGCCCUCCGCAGCCGCUUGGCUCGAGCCCGCCCGGCGCUCGCGCGGCCACCCGCCCCGGAGAGAUGGCGGCCGCCGCGGCCUUGCGGCCGGGGCCGCCGCGGGGCUGCCGGAUGGGCCCGGAGGCGGGGGGCGGCUUCUCCCUGGAGGACGUGCGCCUGCUCGCGGCGGACUUCUACGCCAGCGGGUACACGAAGCUCGGCGGCGCGGCCCUCGGCAUGGUGGCGGCCGUGCUGCGGGAGGGGGAGGCGGUGGCGCAGCACUGCCCGCGGGCGCUGCUGCAGGCGGCGCUGCUGCGCAUGGAGGACUUGCUGCUGAGCGUCUACCAGAGGUCCGCCGAGAGCGGGGUGCUGCAGAAGGAGGCGCUGAAGGAGGCAUCCGACCUGCAGCUGCGGGCCGACGCCCUGGAGGCCCGCCUCGGGGGCGGGCUGGCCGCGGGUGCUCUGGACGCCUCCUGGCCGCUGGCCCGGGGCGCCGGCAGGGUCCGGCGCUACCACACAUGCUGUGGGACGACGUGUUCCAGUCGGAGCAGGCGUGGGCGGAGAUGGAGCAGCCGGGCGCGAUCACCGACGAGCAGUUCCACGACGCGCUGGCGGACGUCGCCGCGGUGCUGGAGGGCCUGGGGGUCGAGUGGUGGCCCUGCCGCGGCACCCUGA